GUAGCUCGUCUCUGAAGGCAGGAAAAACAAAACACUAGCUCAAAAUAUAGCAGCAGUUCUCUGUGAAUGGGGCUUUCCGAUAUGUAAACAGUAAUGCAAAGCCGUUCAAAACACAACAGGGACUCACCCUGCUUCAUUCUGAUCUCACCAAUGCCUACCUAAUUAAGUAAUGGCGACUCUGAAAGAAGUAGAUCACACAGCUGCGAAAGGAUCAGACAUGGAGCUUCCAGCACAGGGAGAUGUAUUUGGGGAGCAGCCUUAUGAGACACUGGAAAGAAGACAUGUUGAUGCUCUUCUAGAUAUUAGUGAGGAGGAUUUAUUGAAAGAACAGGAGCCAUAUGAGUAUCAUUGUUACUCUGGUCGGGAAGAAGCUGUCCGGGGCUGGGCCAGAGUUGCUCCACUGAGCUGCAUACUUUUGACACAGAAGAGAUACAGAAAAGCAAAGCAUAAGGAGGCUGACAACAUGGCCCCCUUGCCUGUUGACCCACCACUCCCUAAUACAGACCGCUCAGCCAGCAUUGCAGAGCGCCGCUGGGAGUCACAUGCAGGCCCUUCUAACAGCUUUAAGAAAUCUACUCUAUUAAACCAACAGAUGGGAUCUUGUCAUAAUGCUGCUGUGGCAGCUUUGCAGCCAGAUACAUCACAGUGGUCUGUCCUCAGUGUCAUGCAGAAAAUUGAGUCAAAGCGCUUUCUUAACAAAAAGACAGAGGAAGAAGGGACGCGCAGGGACACUCCUUUGCAGCUUCACCAUCUGUCCUCAAACUACUCCAUGUCAGAGAACAGGCCCACUAAGCCUCAGAAAUACAGCCAAAGGCCCAAUAGUGCACUGGUUCCCAUUAAAAACAUUACAUUUUUACCACCAAUCAAAUCACCACACCUGAAUCUUAAAGACGGUGGCCAGCUCUGCAUUUGCAAGAAAGCGCCAGAAGGAGAAUCUUUGGCUGGAAAUUGUUUCGAUUUUGAUAAGAAGAAUGGGACACUGGGAACAAAAGUGGACCAUGUUCCUAACACAGGGCUUUCCUCUUAUUCUGCAGCUCUGACCUCCAAGUACUGGACAUGUCAGGAUGACCUCCACUUGUUCUCUGCUCUAAGUGAUUCUGUGCCCAGGAACUAUCAGGCACUCGUAUCUUCCAAGCCUAUUAUGGUGGACCGCACUAGCGUCUUCAUGGGCAAGAGUCUCACAGAGGCCCUCCACUGUAGCACUGCAGCCAAUGUCAAUAUGCACACCAGCUGCCUGUCCUCUUAAAAAACAAUAAUGUGGAUGCUAUCAAGCUGGAUGUGGCCUGUGAAAUAAAUGUUCAACAUGAUAGGUGACGACACUCAGGUUGGCCAACAACUCUCAAGUUCCACUGAGUAAAAUAACCUGCUUAAUCUUAUUUUGUAUGUAUACCUCAUCCUCACUGCAUCACACAGUGUUUCCAUUAAAACAGUCAACUGAAAGAACACAUUCAAUGUAUGGGACGUUUACAGAAUGAACUUAUAGGCAUGCAGAGGUAAUUCAUUUGGCUUAGUGCUUAGUUAGGCAUAGCAUUUCAGACCAUACAAACAGUCAAAUGAAGAUUGAAAUGUUAAGCUCUCUGCUUGUCACUUGGGCCUUUAUCUUGUUCUGUCCAGUUCCCACAAGUGCUUUUUCUGCUGUUCUAGUUACCUAGCAACAGUGCAGCUACCUCAUAAGAAGCACGAAUGUGUAUCUGUUUCACGCGUCUUCCUUUUAAAAACAACUACAAGCUAUAGUUCUGCUGGAGGACGGGGUUUGUGUUAUUAUUUAGCAUACAGAGGCAAUCAGUGCAGUAUUAUGCUUAAACAUAGUGUGUCAUGUUGAUCUCCAAAUGCCAGCCGAUUACUACUGUAAGAGUAUUUCAACUGGAAUGAUGUUACUUUGCUUUAUUAUACUGCCUCUUUGUUGUUUAGCUCCCAAGUAAAAUGAUUUAUUCUAAAGUGUUACAGUACUAAAUAGGCUAAACACUUGCCUUACAUGAUUGUGCAUAUGGAAGGUUUACACUGAAGUGAUUUGUAACGAGUCGCUAUAUCCAGAUCACUGCAACAUUCUGAAAGAGUACAUGCUGUCCUUACUUCAAACCCUGGGUUGUGGGCACUUUGUCAACACGUCAAUGACCCUAAACAUUCUUCCAUGGUCAAUGCUGCAUUCUUACGGAAGAACAAGGUUAAAGGGAGUGGACAAGUAUGGUUAGUUUAGAUUAGUUUCUUCUUUUCUUUCAGUAAGUUGUAAAAUCAUGCUUCUGAUCAAUUCAGCAUUUGUCUCCCAUUUAGCCACCUUACCUGCAUUGACCAGUUCAGAUAGUUUUCUCACCACGGUCACUUUAGCGUCCUCAGAAGUUCCAUUUUAACUUGAACCAAACUUUACAAUUUCAUGUCCAGGUUGCUUGAAUUUUCUCUUUUUAGAAUAUAUGCUUGCCAAGCAAAUCCCUGGCUUGUUGCAGAAGAUCAGAUUAUUAUAUUUCCUAUUUGAGAGUCUGAAAAUUAAUGCAGAUCUAUUUUUUUGUUUUUGUGUGGAAGCAUAUGGCAAGCCACCAUCAUGUUACUCUGUAGUCAUGUCUUUGAUAGCAAAAAAUUAAAUCACCUGCUUUUCCAGAGACUGUAGUUCUCCUUGAGGUCCAUCUCCUCCAUCCUCUUCUCCGGCUGCUGCUCUAGCAUAUGUUUGAUGCCUGGUCUCCAAUCUAGUUAUGAUAACAUCUUCCAUCUUGGUGUAUUGGUCCAGGUUCUCAGUCCUCUUCUCCAGUUCCCCGAUCUCUUAAUCUUUCUUUGUUACAACCACCUGUGGAGAAUUUUGAAAGACAGGUAGAGGAGCAAUUCCCAGUAAAAAAAAAAAAUCACAACAGGAAUACAUGCUCUAGAAUAUUGUUUGUAUUUUGUGUGCUCAUUUAUACAAACCUUCAUCUGAGCAAAGUUGACUGAUUUCUCUCACAGUUAGUGACAAAUCCGUUAUUAGGCAUGUUGAAUACAUUUAAAUUAUGAAA
This is a messenger RNA of Monopterus albus (swamp eel), 2978 nucleotides long. RefSeq names its product chromosome unknown C16orf46 homolog (gene cunh16orf46). The record is from RefSeq and is a predicted model, not a curated record. The transcript is spliced from 3 exons. NCBI's taxonomy places the organism in Eukaryota, Metazoa, Chordata, Actinopteri, Synbranchiformes, Synbranchidae. The coding region runs from base 170 to 1246 and encodes 358 amino acids.